AUGGUUUCCUCACGCCCCUUCCACUCGUUGGAAAAUCUCUCCCUGGCGGAUCGAGUACUUUUCAACCAGUUCAGCAGAGGACCGAAGGACGUCGUCCCCUACCAAGUCGUCCACCACGCCUUCGAGUCCAUCGCCGCCGCUCACCCCGACGUCACGGCCGUCAGGCACCACGAUGGGACCACCAUCACAUAUCGGGAGCUCAACCGCCGGGCCAACGUGCUCGCCAACGAGCUGAGAGGCACCUACGGUCUCAGGAAAGGGGACCGUGUCGUGCUCGUCUACUCCCGGUGCAUCGAGAUGGUGGUCUUCAUCUUUGCCGUCCUCAAGGCCGGCGGCCAGUACGUGCCACUCGACGGCGGCAUCAUCCCCGAGGACACCCUCGGCUACGACAUUUCCGACUCCAACGCGCCUGUGGUGUUGUGUCUGCCCAAGUUCAGGGAAAAGGUGCUGCGCAGCGUUCCGUCGGACAGGCGGGAUCGAGUGAGGGUGGUGGACCUUGACGCGAACAGCAUGCUCUGGAAGCACGGCAACGCGGGCCACCCUGGAGUAAUCGUCAAGCCCGAGGAUGGCGCCUAUGUCAUCUACACGUCGGGAACCACCGGGCGUCCCAAAGGCGUGGAUGUGAGGCACGAAGGCGUCACCAACACGCUGUUAGCGGAGCCAUCAAAGCUGGAGAUCCGCGUAGGAAAGAAUGUGGCACAGCAGUUGAACGUCGGGUUCGAUAUGUGCGCAUGGGAGAUUCUUGGAACAAUGAUGAACGGUGGUACGCUUCACAUCAGAGGUAGCGGCAACGACCUAUGGACGGAAUGCUUGCAGCGCGUCGAUACCGUCAUCGCCACGCCCUCGGUUGUCCUCAAGCACAUGCCCCGCCGCGAGGACUUCCCCAACAUCAAGAUCAUCGCCGUCGGUGGUGAGCCCUGCCCCCUUGCCCUCGCUGAGCAGUGGGCUCCGUAUAUCAAGUUCUGGAACGUCUGCGGCCCAACUGAGAUCAGCAUCCUCAACACCGCUCACCUACACAAGCCUGGCAAGACACUUUCCAUUGGAAAGCCGAACCCGAACACCAACGUCUACGUCCUCGAUGAGAAUGAGAACCCUGUCCCCAUCGGCGAGCCAGGUGUGAUGUGGGCUGGUGGUCCAGGAGUCUCUAGAGGCUACCUCAACCUCCCUGAACUUACUGCACAAAGAUACAAGUUGGACAAGUUCACAAAGGACGGCCGCAUGAUGUUUAACACCGGUGACCUCGCCCGUUGGCUUGAGGACGGUAGUCUGGAACCUCUUGGCCGCAAGGACGACCAAGUUAAGAUCUCCGGCUUCCGCGUCGAGCUCGAUGGCGUCUCCCGCGCCAUCGAAAAGCAUUCCGCCGUCAUCAAGGGUUGUGCGCUCAAGAUUGACGACAGACUCUGGGGCUUUUACUCGGCCUCCUCUCCCAUUGACGAGGCCGAUCUCAAGGCCAUUGUCGGCGAGGGUCAGCCCUUCUAUGCUGUCCCAACAGUUUGGAAGCAUCUGGCCGUCAUUGAGCUGACUCCCAAUGGCAAGGUCGACAAGCGCGCUCUGCGCGAUAUCGCCGGCGUCAGCAGAGACGCUCAACCCCCUCUCCCGCCCAUUGUUACUGCCAUGUCCACUCCGCAGAACUCCUCCAGCGCCUCCUCAGUCAAGACCGAGGUGUCCAGUCCCACCAAGAGCGAGAGCGCUUGCACUCUCGUCGAUUCCCGUGGCAUCGACCCGGACCUCGAGAAGACCAUCGACUUUGUCGAGGAAGAAGCCGAGAAGCAAGAGGACUACGAGCUGCCGGAGAAGAAUGGCUUCCACGGCUGGCGAUGGAUCCGCCAUCGCGGUCUCAAUGCUUACCGCAAACUCUUUGGCGUAAUAUUCGUGGCAAACCUCGCGACUUUUGUCUUCUUACUCUGGGAUGCCCGCGACAGAAACUUUUCCCUCCCCCUGAAUCAUCUGGCGACGGCCGUCUCGGCAAACCUUCUGGGCGCCGUACUCCUGCGACAGGACUACGUCGUCAACUUCAUCUUCUGGCUCUGCUCCCGCGUGCCCACCUCCGUGCCUCUCUCUAUCCGCCGUCACUUCGCUCGCGUCUACCACAACGGCGGCGUGCACUCCGGCUGCGCCGUCUCUGCCACCGUGUGGUGGGUAAUCUUCACCGGCGCCGCGACAGGCAACUUCUUUGCUUCCCAGUCCCUUUACUCCGUUAAUCUCUUCACGCUCGUCCUCACCUAUCUCAUUCUCCUGCUCCUACUCGCCAUCCUCGUCAUGGCAUACCCUUCCAUCCGAGCCAAGAUGCACGACCAGUUCGAGUGGACGCACCGCUUCGCCGGAUGGUCUGCUCUCGCUCUCGUCUGGGCCCACGUCAUCGCCACCGCCGCAUCAACAGCUUCUCCUACCGAACCCCUCGGCACCACCCUGGCCAAAACGCCAGCGCUUUACCUAGUCGCUCUGACAACCAUCAGCAUCGCACUCCCAUGGAUGCGCCUCCGUCGCGUAAAGGUCGUGCCGGAGCCCCUUUCCAAGCACGCCGUCCGUCUUCACUUCGACUUCUGCACCCCGGGCCCCUGCACCUCCCGCGGCGUCCGAAUCACCGAUCGUCCCAUGGUUGAGUGGCACGCUUUCGCCGCCAUCCCCGAGCCCAGCGGCAAGGGUUUCUCCAUUGUCGUCUCCAAGGCGGGAGACUGGACGAAGCGCAUCAUUGAGAACCCGCCAACCUCGAUCUGGACCCGCGGCACGCCGGCCUCCGGCGUCCUGGCCGUGGCUCCCCUCUUCAAGAAGAUGGUCCUGGUUGCCACGGGCUCCGGCAUCGGUCCUUGUCUCCCCGUGCUCAUGGAACGUCGCGUGCCGGCACGCGUCGUCUGGUCCACCAAGAACCCGCUCAAGACGUACGGCCAGGGCGUCAUGGACACCAUCAUGAAGGCCGACCCGGAAGCGCUCAUCUGGGACACGGAUAGCAUGGGCCGGCCGAACUUGGUGCAGCUUGCGUAUAACGUGUACAAGGAGAGCGGAGCGGAGUGCGUCGCCAUCAUUUCCAACGGCCCCACGACGACCAAGUUCGUGUACCAGAUGGAGAGCCGUGGCAUUCCUGCAUUUGGCCCUAUUUGGGAUUCUUGA
Colletotrichum truncatum is the source of this 3108-nucleotide messenger RNA. Its product is annotated as nonribosomal peptide synthetase 12. The record is from RefSeq and is a predicted model, not a curated record. Lineage: Eukaryota; Fungi; Ascomycota; Sordariomycetes; Glomerellales; Glomerellaceae.